AUGCGCGGCCCCGCCCCCGGCCGAGCCACGGGGGCGUGCCCGGUUCCCGCCAGCCCCUCCACGUCAAUCAGCCCUCCUUCUCCCACACUCGGCACCUUGUUGUUAAUCUCCAUCCGCAGCUCGCGCGGCGGCCGCCUCCUCUCUUCCCCCGGUCUGGGGGCUCGGAACGUGGGCGGCGUGAGUGAGAGAAAGGACCGGAAGGCGGCGGGCGCCGAGGCCGCGGCCUCAGCCAGCAGGCGAAGCCCAGCGCCGAGCCCCUCAGCUCACGGCGGCGGGCCCAGGCCGGAGGCGCGGAGCCGGGCCCCGCGGAGCCGCCUCAGCCAGCCCUCGGAGCGGGGCCGCCCAGCCGCGGCCUCCGCCUCGGCCCUCCCCACGGCCCGGCCCGGCCCGGCCCGGCCGCCCCGCGCCCCUCCCGGCCGGUGCCUGUCCCCGCCGGCGGGCUGCCUGCAUGUCUUGGCUGCCCUCAGCCCCGCCGCCCCCGCCGUCCCCGCCGCCGCCGCCGCGCCGCCUCCCCCGCUUGCCCCGCCGCCGCCGCCGCUGCCGCUGCCGCCGCCCGGAGCCCGGCGCGCUGGAUGCAGACUAACAGGGAUGCCAAAAGAAAAAUAUGAUCCCCCAGAUCCUCGCAGAAUUUACACCAUCAUGUCAGCAGAGGAGGUAGCCAACGGAAAGAAAUCUCACUGGACAGAAUUAGAAAUCUCUGGUAGAGUGCGGAGCUUAAGUCCAGCACUGUGGUCAUUGACACAUUUGACAGCUCUGCACCUAAAUGACAAUUAUCUUACUCGCAUUCCACCUGAUAUUGCCAAGCUUCAUAAUCUAGUUUACUUGGAUUUGUCGUCCAAUAAACUCAGAAGUUUACCAGCAGAACUAGGAAACAUGGUGUCUCUCAGGGAAUUGCUUUUAAAUAACAAUCUGUUACGGGUUUUGCCUUAUGAACUUGGUCGGCUCUUCCAGCUACAAACGUUAGGUUUGAAAGGCAAUCCUCUAUCACAGGAUAUUCUCAGCUUAUACCAGGACCCCGAUGGAACCCGAAAGCUACUGAACUACAUGCUUGACAAUCUAGCAGUUCAUCCAGAGCAGCUUCCUCCGAGGCCAUGGAUUACACUAAAAGAACGAGACCAAAUUCUGCCCUCAGCAUCAUUCACGGUUAUGUGUUAUAAUGUGUUAUGUGAUAAAUACGCCACCCGGCAGCUAUAUGGCUACUGCCCAUCCUGGGCAUUAAACUGGGAGUACAGGAAAAAGGGAAUUAUGGAAGAAAUUGUUAACUGUGAUGCAGAUAUCAUUAGUCUUCAGGAAGUGGAAACAGAGCAAUACUUUACCCUCUUUCUGCCAGCAUUAAAGGAGCGUGGAUAUGAUGGAUUUUUUUCUCCAAAGUCACGUGCCAAAAUCAUGUCUGAGCAGGAGAGAAAACAUGUGGACGGUUGUGCAAUAUUCUUCAAAACAGAAAAAUUCACGCUGGUGCAGAAGCACACGGUGGAAUUUAACCAGGUUGCCAUGGCGAAUUCCGAUGGAUCAGAAGCCAUGCUGAACAGAGUCAUGACGAAGGAUAACAUUGGCGUGGCUGUGGUUUUAGAGGUCCACAAAGAAUUAUUUGGAGCAGGUAUGAAGCCUAUUCAUGCUGUGGACAAACAGCUACUUAUUGUGGCAAAUGCCCAUAUGCAUUGGGAUCCAGAAUAUUCUGAUGUGAAACUCAUUCAAACUAUGAUGUUUGUCUCGGAAGUAAAAAACAUCCUGGAGAAAGCCUCUAGUAGACCUGGUAGUCCAUCUGCAGACCCUAAUUCCAUCCCGCUGGUGCUAUGUGCGGAUCUUAAUUCAUUGCCAGAUUCAGGUGUUGUGGAAUAUUUGAGCAGUGGAGGAGUAGCCGACAACCAUAAGGAUUUUAAGGAACUGCGCUAUAACGAGUGUCUCAUGAACUUCAGCUGUAGUGGGAAAAACGGUACCUCAGAAGGAAGAAUCACGCAUGGCUUCCAGCUCCAGAGCGCCUAUGAAAAUAACUUGAUGCCUUACACAAAUUAUACCUUUGACUUUAAAGGUGUGAUUGACUACAUUUUCUAUUCCAAGACUCAUAUGAACGUGCUUGGUGUCCUGGGGCCUUUAGAUCCUCAGUGGCUGGUUGAGAACAACAUCACUGGGUGUCCACACCCGCACAUCCCUUCAGACCACUUCUCACUGUUAACACAACUUGAACUCCACCCUCCCCUCCUGCCUCUCGUCAAUGGUGUUCACUUGCCCAAUCGGAGGUAGUGGCGUCCAGCCCUGCCGAGGCGGGGAUCUAUGGACCUGUACAGUUGUAAAUCAAAGUGUGUAGGAGUGAAGUAUGGCCAUCCUUAAGCUGCUUCUUCAGGCUCCUUUCAUUAUGUGUUUGCUAUAAGAUUUUGCACAUUUUGGUGCAUAGUGGUAUCAUUUGGCACUAGGGCUGGAACCAAAGUAUUGCUCCCUUUCUGCGUUUUUAAUUUAGUGUGUUUUAAAUAUUGGGCCUGUUUCGUAUUCUUAUUAAAGAGUUAGCUUUCGUAGUGGAGAAAUGAUCAGUUGAAGGUCCAACAGUAUGUAUUUAUUGCUCCAAGAAGCAUUUUCUGCCUAAUUAUAUAAAAAUGAGCUAUCCAUCUUUUAAAAUAAAAUGUUUUCUUUUAAUUACAUUAAGAAAAUUGGAAAAUGGAACGGUUUCUCUUGCAAGGAAAUGCUUGUUCUUUACUACAAACCGGUUUGCCUCUCCAGCUCACUCUGCACAUUAGUAUAUCAUACUUAACGUAAAUACAUCUGUGUGUGUACGUAUCUAUGUAUAUAACUGUGAUCUACACACACAAAUACACGCUUUGAAAAUAAAGCGCUUAAUAGUACAGUGUUUUGUUGGGCAAACUUUCUGGCAUUUUGGGACGAACACAAAUAAGACCCCCUUACCUGUUAUACAUUUGUAGGUCUUAGGUUAUUGGUGAGACCUAGAGCUGUCUCUCAACUUGAUUACUGGGGAAACAGUGGGAAAUACACAUUGCCACAUGGCUUGAAAAUAAAAUUUGAUCCGUUUGAUGGUGGAGUGCAUACUUCCUAUAGAUGGCGAUUUUUUUUGUCUAGUCCUAUCCAACUUUUUUUUUCCUCCUUGCUUUGCUGCAUAGCAGACCUUGAAUAUCAAAAGCGUUGCCAAUAUGACCUAUCGGCCAUCUCCCUGACACAGCCAGAGACCUCAGGUUCAAGAGGACAACGAUCCAGUCACAGGAAUGCUAGGCAUGGCCCAGGGUGUAUAUAUAAUGAGGAAGUAGCCGCCAGGUGACCUCUUUGGUUUAAGAAGGAUUUGGGGAGAUUUACAACAGGGAGAGUAGCUCCAGACCAUGCCUUGGAUUAUUUUUCCUGACCCUAGCUGCCAAAUAACCAUCAUAUGCUUUUACAAAAUCCUUGUUUCUGUUCUCUGUCAGGGUUGAAUUAAGAAGCUGCUGGUUCGUUCCCGACUGUUGAUGCUCUUUAAAUGUGUGAUUUAUGCCCAGGCGGGGCCAGUGCAAAAAAAACACCUGUGCCUCAGGAGGCAGUAAACAUAAUGCAAUUUUCUGGGGGGUGGGGGAAGAAUUAGUUGGCUGUUUGAUGUUAAUUAUGGCACAGUAAUAGGAAAAGGUCGUGUCUGUGUUUUUAAGUUUUUCUUUAUUCUGCUUUUUUGCUGCUAUAAGAGUUUCCUGAAAUUUAUAUUUUAAACUUUUCAUGCACUUUACUGUUUCUAGUCUCAAAAUGUGAUAUUUUUAUUAAACAAAAAAUUUUCCAUUAUGUGAGUGAAACUUUAAAAUAGCCUAUAUUUGUCUCUCCGUAUAAAAACAUGUAGGUCAAAAUUUAAAUUAAUUAGUU
Dromiciops gliroides (monito del monte) is the source of this 3822-nucleotide messenger RNA. It is a transcript of the gene CNOT6L, whose product is annotated as CCR4-NOT transcription complex subunit 6 like. NCBI's taxonomy places the organism in Eukaryota, Metazoa, Chordata, Mammalia, Microbiotheria, Microbiotheriidae. Gene Ontology annotation, molecular function: protein binding; poly(A)-specific ribonuclease activity. Gene Ontology annotation, cellular component: cytoplasm; CCR4-NOT complex; nucleus. The record is from RefSeq and is a predicted model, not a curated record. Gene Ontology annotation, biological process: nuclear-transcribed mRNA poly(A) tail shortening.